Messenger RNA from Pollicipes pollicipes, 3546 nucleotides. RefSeq names its product importin beta11 (gene Impbeta11). Lineage: Eukaryota; Metazoa; Arthropoda; Thecostraca; Pollicipedomorpha; Pollicipedidae. Gene Ontology annotation, biological process: protein import into nucleus. Gene Ontology annotation, cellular component: cytosol; nuclear envelope. Gene Ontology annotation, molecular function: small GTPase binding. The record is from RefSeq and is a predicted model, not a curated record. Bases 122 to 3022 code for a protein of 966 amino acids. The transcript has 10 exons.
UCCGUAAGAAAUUCUGGUUAUCUGCAAAGACCAUUUAUCAACGUUGUCCGCGAAUUUUUGGUGGGUGGGCUUUGCGUGGGCCGUGUUGUCGAACAAGCUAAUUGUCGGCAUCUCUCCAGGGAUGGCGCUGGAUGCGGAGCGGGCGGCCGUGCUCCAGGCGCUGACGGCGGCGGCCAGCCAGUCGGUGUCCGACCUGAAGCCGGCCGAGGCGCAGCUCGCCCAGUGGGAGACGCAGCCCGGCUUCUACACGGUGCUGCUGCGGCUGGCCGCCGACGCCCAGAUCGCCGUCAACGUCCGCUGGAUGGCCGUGCUUUACUUUAAGAACGGCGUCGACAUGUACUGGCGCAAGACGGCCCGCAACUGCAUCCCGGAGUCGGAGCGGCCCGAGAUCCGCGGCACGCUGCUCAGCUGCCUUGGCGAGCCCGUCCACCAGGUGGCCACGCAGAUCGCGGUGCUGAUCUCGCGCGUGGCGCGGUUCGACUGUCCGCGCGAGUGGCCGGAGCUGGUGCCGUCGCUGAUGACGCUGGCGCUCGGCGGCGAGCCGCUGGCCUCGCACCGCGCCCUGCUCACGCUCCACCACGUGGUCAAGACGCUCGCCUCCAAGCGGCUGACGGCCGACCGGCGCGCGUUCCACGAGCUGGCGGCGGUCGUCAUGCCGCCGCUGCUGGCCGCCUGGCAGCGGCUGCACGAGGCCAGCCUGGCGGCGCCGACCGACGCGCAGAUGAACCUGGAGCGCGCGCGGCUGGCGCUGAAGACGCUGCGGCGGCUGACUGUGCACGGCUGCCGGCGGCCGCAUGAGUCGGCCGACGCCCAGGCGCUGCUCGGCGCCGUGUUCGAGCGCUGUCGGCAGGCGCUGGAGCUGCGCCGCUCGCUGCAGCAGGCCGGCCAGCCGCUGGCGCUGGCCGAGAAGUACGCCGUGUUGCACACCAAAGUGCUGGCCGACACGAUCGAGAACCACCCGUUCUCGUUCGUGGCGCUGAUCCGGCCGACGCUCGAGUUCUGCGCCGUGUACGUGUUCACCGAGCGUGGCGAGGGCCUGCUGUUCGAGCGCUUCACCAUCCAGUGCCUGAACCUGAUCAAGGCAGUGCUGCUGUGCACCGAGUACCGGCCGCCCAAGGACCCGUCUGACACGAGUGAGCCGCAGACGCUCGAGGCGCACCGCAUCAAGAGCGAGUUCUUCAGCAGUCAGCCGCUGGAGCAGAUGUGCCGCCACCUGGUGACGCAGUUCUUCCCGCUCACGGCCGACGACUUGCGCGCCUGGGACGCCGACCCCGAGGGCUACGUGUGCGAGGACACCGGCGAGUCGUGGCGCUACUCGCUGCGCCCCUGCACGCAGUGCCUGUUUGUGGCGUUGUUCCGCCAGUACCAGCAGCAGCUGGCGCCCGUGCUGCUGGCCAUGCUAGAGCGCACGCUGGCGGCGCCGGCCUCGACCGAGCUGAGUCAGGCGCUGGCGCGCGAGGCCGUCUACAGCGCCGUCGGCAUGGCCGCCUUCGACCUGUACGACGAGGUGGACUUCGACCGCUGGCUGACGUCCGGCCUCCUGCAGGAGUUGGCCAUCAAGGAGUCCAACUACCGCGUGGUGCGCCGCCGCGUCAUCUGGCUCAUCGGCCGCUGGGUCGGCGUCAAGCUGUCGGCCCGCCUCCGCCCGGACGUGUACAGGGCGGUGACGGAGCUGCUGAAGCACGAGGAGGACCUGGUCGUCCGCCUGGCCGCCGCACAGACCCUCAAGGACGCCGUCGACGACUUCGAGUUCUGCCCGGAGACCUUCAUGCCGUUCCUGUCGGACUGCUUCAGCCAGCUGUUCCGGUUGCUGCAGGAGGCCAAGGAGUGCGACACGAAAAUGCAGGUCCUGAACGUGCUGUCGUUUGUGAUCGAGCGCCUAGACUCGGCCAUCCGACCAUACUGCGACGACCUCAUCUCCUACCUGCCGGCGCUCUGGGACGACUCGGCCGCGCACAACAUGCUGCGCGUCGUCAUCCUCUCCACGCUGAUACACCUGGUCCAGGGCCUGGGGCCGGACAGCGUGCGGCUGUACCCGCUGCUGACGCCCGUCAUCCACCUGAGCACCGACCUGUCCAGCGACGCACACGUCUACCUGAUGGAGGACGGCCUGGCCCUCUGGCAGGCCACCGUCGAGAACGCCACCCAAAUGCACCCGCAGUUCAUGGAGCUGUACGCGCAGCUGGUGCCGCUGUUCGAGCUGGGCACGGAGACGUUGCAGGCGGCAUUCGCCAUCAGCCAGGCGUAUGUGCUGCUGGCGCCGGCGGCGUUCCUGGCGCGCCACGGCGCCACGCUGGCCGCCGCCUGUCGCAGCCUGCUGCCCGAGAUGAAGCCCGAGGGCGUGGUCAUGGUGCUGCGGCUCGUGGAGUGCGCCUUCAGGGCGGCACCCGAAACCGCCGUCAGCCUGUUCUCGGGCCUGCUGCCGGCCGUGCUGGAGGCGGCCGCGUCCGGCGAGCCCUACCCCAUGGUGAUGGCGAUGCACCUGAGCCUGCUGGCGCGCCUGCUGCUGGUGGCGCCGGCGCUGUUCGGCCAGCUGCUGGCCACGGUGGCGGCCGGCAGCGGCAGCACGGACGCCAUCCUCUUCAGCGGGCUGCUGGAGGUGUGGCUGGACAAGAUGCCGCUGGUGACGCCGGUGGAGCGGCGCAAGCUGCUAGCGCUGGCGCUGUGCUCGCUGCUGCCGGCCGCCUCGCCGCCGGUGGCCGGCCGCAUCAACCCGCUGCUGCUGAACGUGGUGGAGACGCUGCACGACGUGAGCCGGCCGGACGGCGGCGGCGACACGCUGGUGGUCAGCGGGCCCGAGCAGCUGGCCGCCGACUCGGAGCCCGAGUACGAGACGGCGCAUGACGUGCGGCGCCGCGCGCUUACCGCCACCGACCCCGUGCACACGCAGGUGCUUCGGGACGUGCUGCAGACGCGGCUGCGUGAGAUGCUGGCGGCUGUCGGCGAGCGGCGUUACGCGGAGCUGGCCGCCGACGUCGACGUCGAGACUGCGCAACAGCUCAGGGAGUACGUGCAGUUGUGAGCGGCGCCGCCGGGGCCGCGCCGCGCCUGUUUUGUCCCGCUGGCUGCUUGAGUGUGCUGUGGUGUCGUCGUGCCGCGGCCGUCCGCCGCGCGCCCGCCAUGUUGGGAGCUGUGAUCUGGCGCCCGCUUGCUUCCAGUCGCGCGCGCCGCGGUGAGGAGCUGAACGACUCGGCGGGUUCCGUGUAUGUGUUACGCUCAGGAUUCUCUUCCUCCGGGAAGCGGCGUUGUUUUGGCGCGCGCUGUCUGGCGCGGCCGUGCCCCCUGUGAUGGCCGUUGUAUGAGAUGUCCGACCGGCGGCGGCGGGAGAUGUGCUGUGGCGAAGCGCCGCGGUCGGCACUGAGGACGGAAUGUCGGCAGAAGUGCAGUGUGCAUGACACGAAUGGAGGAAGUGCGGGAGGCGAUGAUAGUUGAUGCACGCCUUAGAGGGUGCCGAGUUUUUUGGGACAUGAUUUAUUUGCCCCGUCACGCUUGUAUCCAAACUUCGUUUGUCAUGCUUCUUCAGAUAUGCUGAAAAUAAAAUCUAAC